Molecule: messenger RNA, 11695 nt
Organism: Dermacentor andersoni
Lineage: Eukaryota; Metazoa; Arthropoda; Arachnida; Ixodida; Ixodidae
Gene: eas
Product: ethanolamine kinase 1
Biological process (GO): phosphatidylethanolamine biosynthetic process
Cellular component (GO): cytoplasm
Molecular function (GO): ethanolamine kinase activity
Source: RefSeq, a predicted model, not a curated record
AGAAGUGUGUGUGUCCGAUGGGCCGAGUUAAACAGUACCGUAGUGCCACAACGUGCCCGAAGUUAAAGGUAUUUUAAUGCACUGUCUGCAGCCGAACAAAGGUGCCGCCAGUGGCGCGCUCUGUGGUUUUUUUUUUCUGCUUUCGCAGCUUCCCAGUUUCGCAUGUGUCGGUUAUUAACAGCGCUUUACGACUCGCCGCGGCUGUAAUGACGACGGGGGAGCAGACGCGAGUGUGCAGGUGCUCGUUCACGUGUCCCGCCGUCGGAAGGCAGCUGCGGCUCGUCUGAAGCGGCGACUUUUCAUCGUCCGAAGCGAGGAGACCGGACGGCGGCCGUGCGAGUCCGGAGCACGAGACAGCGGACGGGAGAAUCGAGGUCCACGCUCCGGCGCUCGAAAACACGACGACGCAGCUGCAGGUGCUAUCACUGCCUCUCUGCCUGUGCCUGGAAGGCAGGCAAGGAAGGUGCCAUGCUUCGGGCUCUUGAGGUGAUGCAUUGACCAUCCCGACACGGCUGUUGCCUAUGGCUGCCGCAGCCGUGAACCAUGCCGAGCCAACUGCAGAGCCGGCUUCCUCUGCAGCUUCGGCCACGGCAGUGUGUGCGCAGAACGGUGCCGGUGAGCCCCCACUGGACGUGGUGGACAUCUUUGUGGAUGGCUCCAGCGAGGUAUCGCUGCGAGAAGGUGCACUACGAGUGCUCCAGCACGUGCGCCCUUGCUGGGACCUGGCUUCUGUUCGAUUCAAGACGUUCACAGAUGGCAUCACAAACCAGCUGGUUGGCUGCUGGCAAGGCGGAGAAGAGCUUGGCGAGGAGGCGCUGCUGAUGCGCAUCUACGGCCAAAAGACAGAGCUCUUCAUCGACAGGUCGGCCGAGGUGCUCAACAUGCGCCUGCUGCAUGCGCAUGGCCUUGCGGCACCACUGCACUGUGCCUUCCGCAAUGGCCUCUGCUACGGGUUCAACCCUGGACGGGUGGGCGACACGCAGCUUGUCAGAGACCCGCACAUCUCCAGGCUGAUAGCACAGACGCUAGCACGCAUGCACUCUGUGAAGCUGCGCAAAGGAGGACAGGUGGCGCCCUCUCUUUUCCCCACUCUGCACAAGUACCUGCGCCUGGUGCCCACACGUUUUGAUGACAUCGAGAAGAACCUCAGGUUUGUGUCGUGCAUCCCAAGCAGAGCAGAGCUGGAGCUGGAGGUGUCCCUACUGGAGGAGCACCUGUCGGGCUUGGGCUCACCUGUUGUGUUUUGCCACAAUGACCUGCUCGUCAAGAACAUCAUCUACCAGGAGAAACAAGACAGAGUGAUCUUCAUUGACUUCGAAUAUGCCGACAACAACUACCAGGCAUUAGACAUUGGAAACCACUUUUGUGAAUUUGGAGGUGUGGAGCAUUUCGACAGCUCCCUCUAUCCAGACCGCAAGUUCCAGCUCGAUUGGCUGCAGCACUACCUGGAUGAGUGGCACAGGCUGGCAGGCCGUGGUGAGAGCGCCUCCACCCGCGAUGUUGAGGUCCUCUACAUCCAAGUGAAUAAGUUUGCCCUGGCCUCGUGCAUGCUCUGGUGCCUGUGGGCGCUCAUUCAGUCUGCGCAUUCCACCAUCAAGUUUGACUUCCUCCAGUUUGCCAUGGAGCGGCUUGACAUGUACAAGAGGCAUAAGGCCGAGUUCUUGGACAUGACCUUGCCACCCUCCUAGGAGUGGCCACCCAGGCGGAAGUGCCCACUGCCACCGAUGGAACUCACCCGCAACGCGACCUCCGGACCUACCUCGGCUACCGCAGGGAACGAGCACGAUCCAGUCUUGUUUGCGGCUGGCCGCCGUGCACCGCUGCUCGUCGAGGGUGCCUUCGCUCGGGGCUUGUGUAUGUUUGAACAGUUAGUUCACUGCGGAGGCAUUGUGUGUUUUCUUCAGUCUGCAGUGAUGAGCAAAGAGUGUAUCAGAUAUUUUUGCUACAUCUCAUUUGUAUUUUAAGUUUUCUCGCGUGAGUUGUCUUUCUUCAGACUGGCUUUUUCCAGUGCCUUACGCAAGCCACAUGCUGCGUGUCUUGCUACCGGCUAUGAGUACUUGUUUUACAAGAGACGAGAGAGACAUGUGGUGAAGCCAUGUAACUCUUCAACUAAGUGUCACGGCCUUCCACACUUUUGCGUGUUUGUUGCAGCUUUGUGAGUUUGUAGAGGCUGAUACCUCUUUUUGUUUGCACUUGAGCCAUUUUUGGCAGUCAGGCUGUCAGACUUACAGAAAAAAAUUGAACAGUCAACUUGUACUGCUGGGAGUCAGUCAUUUACUUUACUCGUGAUCGGUGCAGCAUGGUAAGAUGCUGGUCAGAGCUGUAGUUGCCUUUGAAUAGUCCUUCCGCGCAAUUAAAAGAAAUAAAAAAGCUUGGCAGUUUGACCUGUGCUAACUACUGCAGGAAAAACAAACAAAAUAUUAAGAUGUUUGUUUGAGAUCUCACAUUGAAGCAGUAUGGUGUCUUCGCCACCUGGUUAGUCAAGCGAAUGAGUCAGUGCAUGGGGAUUUGAAGACUCUUUUGGAGAAUUUUCUGUCAUGAGCAUGAAAAACAAAGUAAAUUCUUAACCCCCCCCAAUUUAAAGUUGCCUAUCUUAGAGGUGGCAAUGUCAGCUAACCAUAUUAUGUGGGGAAAAAAAGAUGUCUCUGUAAGAGAUGUCUUUGGAGCUAGCCAAAUUAUCUGGGGAAAAAAAUUGUCUUGAAUGUCAUAUGUCAAAGAAUAGGCUAUAUUCUUUUCUCACCCAUACUUCAGCAUAAAUUUAAAAGGCAAAGAGCUGGCAAUUUCAGGAUCUGGUCAGUCACUGGGCAGUUGAGCUGUUAGAUGUAUGUAAAUCUCUAUGAUAAUAUGCGAAGCCAUAUGUGCAGAGACAGCUGUUAUUGAUAACUGUGAUUUCCAGAGAUUUCUGUUUACAAGUGUUGCUUGGUGAGAAUAAUGUUACUGUGACCAAAGUUGUAAAACUGUACCUAUCCUACAUCGCAUCAUAUAUUCAGCAAUACGAGUUGCGUCAAAAUCUCAGGAGGCCCAUCUUUUUUUCCUUUUCUCCAAGAAAUGAUAGAAAUACUACCUCUGCUUAUUUCAGAAAAGCUAUGUACCACAUAUUUUGGUGUAUGAGAGUCGUCCAAAAAAUCGAUAACUUUUUUUUUUUUUAUGCAGCAAGUUGGACGCUGGUGCGCCUUGAAUAAACCUCGAUGAGCAUGUCCUGGGUACUACCGACAGAAAACUGCUUAGAUUGUAUGACUGUGUUACUUUGUUUUUACACAUGGUAAUGCACGCUGAUCAUGCUUUCUUUUUCUUUGCUUGGGUGAGACAGCCAAGUUUGAGGAGCAGCGAGCUUGUCAGGAAUUUAGUUCAAAUCUUUAAAGCUACAUUAUGGAGAUACAUUAGGUGUUAAAAACGCCACUUGCGCAUUUAGUGAGAAAAUGCAGCAAACACCAACACAGGAAUCCCAUAUUUCCAUUGGAGGCAAAACGCUUUAAGGAAGAUUGUCGAGGUGUUUAUCUAUCAGUUCUGUAAGUAUCACUGGGCACGAACUUUUUCUAGAAGUCAGCAUGAAAUCCAACUGGAGCUGAUGAGCUGAUGAAAGUUCCCAUAGCAGUGAAGCACUGUGCCCACUUGAUGCAGCUCAGCAGUAUUUGUGUGAAAGGAAAUGAAUUUUUCUAAUUUCUAGAUCAGUGCGAACAGUUUAUAAUUUUAAGUUAACAAGCUUUCUGGACAGACCUCGUAUAUAUUUCAGAACAUUUAAAGAGAAAAGGAAGUUGGAAUAAAAUAAAAUAAGCAUCUUGCAACUAUAUAACAAAACAUGAUGCUGGCAGGUAUUGUUACAGAACUACAGAAAAGAAAAAAAAACUAAUAAAACUAUAACAGAAUAUGACACUGCCAGGUGUUUUUGCAGAUCUACAAGAAUAAAAAACAAGAAAUGAAUUAGCUACGCCAAACUACGCUAAACUGUGACUGCAGAAAGUGAAAAAGCUUGCCUUAAAAACACUUGCACAAAUAUUGGCAGUGUGCAUGAGCUAUAUCUUUUUGUUGCCAAACUACUUCCUAAGACGCAGUUUAGCUUCUAUAGCCUACACGUGCCCUUUGUGCAGUUUCAGGUUGCCUGCAGCAUGUUAUCAGAGCAUUGCGAUGACAACUUAGAGUGAACACGCAUGCUGUCGAUGCACGCCGAUUGACGUAGCAGUGGUACCAGACGUGACAGACCAACCCUGUGGGCGAGAAAAACUUCCUUUAAUCUUCAUUUUGAUGUUUGCAUCAUUGUUAGACGCAUUCACUGGGUGGUCAGGAGAAAUUGUCGUUGUGGUACCGAACAUUCAGCACUGCUACAGUACAUGUUGGUGGGCAUUUUGUGGGGCAGAGAAGUAUACCAGCAGAAGCCACCAAUUGUAGAUACAGCUUCGUGCAUCAGUUGCGCAGUUCUUUGAAGCAGAAGCAUCUUCAUCGCACAAUGCCUUCCACUUCCAAAGCCGUGAUAUGCGCACUGCCUUGUCCAUGCUGUCUGCACUUUGGAUGCACUAAGUGAUAAAAGAACGUAGAACAAAAGCGAAAACCGCGUUGUGAAGGUGACUAUUUCUGUGUACUUUUGUAACGUUUAGAAGUUGUGUGUUGUUGUGUGUGGACCGUGUGCAGUGUUUUCACAAGAAAGACACAAUUUAAAUUUUGAUCUCUGCGUGUGAUACAGACUCAAGGAUGCAGAUCCUGUCACAACUUGGCACCACUGCCAGUACAUGAGCUUGUGUCAGUGACUGCAGUUUGUGCUUUGCUCUUCGACAAUUGCACUUUUCUUUUAAUCGGAGCUUUCGAGCUUGGCUGAUGAGUGGCUAAUGAGAACAUUAUCAUGUGCACUGUAACAUUGUAAAGACUUUGCGUCUGGAGUCAAUGUGAUUUCCUGAUGAUAAGCUUCUGGUGGCUGCAUUGGCCUUCUUUGAAAAUAUCAGUUGUAGUUGUUGUAUUGAUCAUUCUUGUUGUUAUAUUGUUCCUUUUAUAGAAUUUGUUAUGGUAAUGUCUUUUCUUGAUUCAUUUUUUUUUUCAUUACCACUGCUGAGCAUAACAGGCUAUUGCAGUUGUCUUUGGAAGGAAAACUGUGAGUUUGUGGAUUAUGGCAACAAUGCAUGCCACUUAGUGGAAAAAAUAGUAUUGGGUAUGUGCUCAGCUGUAAAUAGUUUAAUUCUUAGCUGUUAGAAGUUCUUUUCUUUUCAUCUUUUAUAUUUUGCUGAAAUGAAAAACUAUUUGCUAUUGGUUUGGUUCUAUGCUUUAGUUGCUGGAAACACAGAGGGCAUGUAAAAGGGUGGGACAAGCUGUGUGUGAUUUAUACAUUCCUUUACAUUGAAUAUUUGAUUGUGCGGCCCUCAUUGUCACUGCACUUCAGAGCCUGUUCUGAAUUGACUUAGACAAGUGCUUUAAACAAGGUUGCAGUAAAAACUAUUUUGUUAAAUGAAGCUUUUUUUUUUAAUGCUAGUGCUUUUUUCAUAUAAUACAUUGUUGAACGUACAAAGGUAGGGACAAGAUUUCACUAUUUAUAUUGGAAUUCAGUUCACUGCACCUCUUGAGGGCUGUCUACUUGAUCUACCACAAUCGGGAGAAAAGUUUGAACCUCUUUGAUACACUCAGAAUUUUUUAAGCGCGACAGAAUGCAUUUUGUGUAAAAAAAAAUUAAAUAAACAUGCAUGGUCCAAAUCGUGUUGUGUGAGCGGGGCAUUUUAAAUGUUCUGCACCGUUAAUGCACAAGCGGAAAAUUGUGCGCACUGUAAACGUGCAAACAUUGUUGUGCGUUGCUUUCGGGGCAGUAAUCUGGCACAGAAGCAAAUGCAAACAUGGUAGUGAAAAUUUGGGGGGAGCACAUUACAGUUUUAAUAUUUUUGUAAGUCACAAUUGUCAAGUGCAUUGACAUGACGAGCAACACCAAUGUCCCAACUCCAGCACAUAAAUUCCAAUGCAGUGACGCAUUGUGAUGGAUGGGCAUACCACCAUAAAAAUGAUAAAGCAUUGCUAAAAGUGGUUGAUCAGUAGUGCAGCAAUUAGUGAUUGACUCAGCCACAGGGUUUCCUGAAAGCAUUGCUGAAAGUAGUUGAUCAAUAGUGUAGCGAUUAGUUAUCGACCCAGCCGCAGGGUUUCCUGAAAGCUCAAAGAGUGUGCAUAUCGCCAAGUGAGAUUUUGCUGAUGCCAUUAUUUUUAUUAAUCUCCCGCACUUAACCUUUGGCCACGUGUGCUGAAUGGUAAAUGAACGAUGUCACAAAAGGGGUUUGUCCUUCUUUACGAAAAAGGAUGGGCUGUGAUCCUAGGUGUAGCAUGGUUCAGUCUUUUAUAAAAGUUUGUGGGCCUCAAAUUAUAACAAAAGGUAACUAUAUCGCGUCAUUCAUGUCAUCAGAAUGAGAUGUGAGCACGGUGUAUUGCUCAACAGGCUGUUCUGUCUACUCGGUGUGCUUUGAACAGAGUGUGUUAUUUAGUCAAGGAUAAUCAGCUGUGCAUGAAGGGGACUUGCUACUAUGUUGUGGAGUCUAUUAUGAUAACAAGAACAGAUACAUGUCAUGCUUUGUGCAUUCUUUGCAUAGAACAGAGCUUGCACGGUGUGUCUUAAAGAGGCUCUGAAACACCUUUUGUCAGCACAGCAGCUUUAUAAUCGCCUGAGUUGUUCCUUCUCCCCUUAUGCAUAUGCUCUGGAUGGCGCAAGAACAGACUUCAGUGCAGUACGAUGUGGUCUACUCUCCCAGUUAGUGCUUCAUUAUCGAUUAUACAAUGGGAAGGCCUGCAGACUACAUUUGUGUGCAUCCAAUUUAUGUGCUGCUCAAAUUGGUAGCAUUACCUGGUUUGCUGUGCUUUAUUUGUAUGCACGAAUCCCUCACGAUACACUUCCCAUUAAGUUAAGCAGCUGCCGUUGUAAUAGACUUAUGAUAAUGCAUGUGUGUUCCCUUUAAGAGUGGACAAUACUGUGCAUGCUACAAGCCAACGUAGUUGCACUCUCAAGUACAAACUGUGCAGCUUUUUUUUUCUUCUUUUUUUCCCCAUUGUACUGAAACCCUUGGGAGAUGUUAAGUAAUACGGGUACGUACGUGCGAUGGCUGUGUCCCCCACACCAAAUCAAAAGUUCCUUGAAUAGAUGAGUCCUAAAUCUCAAACCAGUUUCACAUGCUGUGAUGUUGCGCUGCAUUUCUCGCAGUUAUGCUUUUCUGCAAAUGUGAGCCUCGCAUUGCAGCUGCACGUGCACCAAUCUCGGUAGCUGCGAUUUUGCACAUUUGUGAGCACCCAGUGGGAGCCUGAAUUAUUCUUGGCAUAGGCUUGUUCAGUCCGCUUUGGUAAAAACAAAGUAAAGCAAAGCAGGAGCCGUUUUCGUAAAAAAGCUUUUCAUGUUUGAAACUCAUUACUUUACCAAAGCCAAAAAUAAGCAGGCAAGCCACAGUGGCACGUCUGAUGGUCCAUGUUGAUGGUUCCUGAUCCAUGCUGCAUGUGUGCAGAGGACCACGCCUGAUGGCACAUUCGUUGCACCAUUCAAUUCGCAGGUACAAAAUUGCAAGCAAGAUUACACCAUGUGAAACAGGCUUUACUUGUGUAUAAGCUGGAUCGGUAAGUUCACAGUGUGAAAGAAGACACCUUGGUGUGAUGGAAGCAACAAACUUGGCAUAGCCUUUUCAAGCCAUAGCCAUUGUCUUGCUUUCAUGUGGCUUGUACUUGCCAGCACUGUCAAUCCCAGUCUGUGUGUGUUCAUACAGUAGUUUUAUUUUAUGUAGAAAUAUAAGUUGAUCUUCACAAGAAAGCAUAUUGAAGAAAAUGUAUAUUUCUCCUAAUUGUCAUGGGAAAUAUUAGAAAACAUAUUGUGGCUAAUAUAUUACAUUGUCCUGUAUGGUAUUUAAUUCCUUUUAAAGGGAUUCAGAUAGUGGUGGCUUUUCUCUUCCCAAUUCAGCAGAAGUGGCAAACGAUUGAUAACUGAGACACGGGCAGGCGAUGGUGUUUCAGAGCAUCCUUUUAAGGUCUAGCUGUUAUUUUGCAAUAGCAAAGUUGUGCUCCACCGAGAUGCGUAAUGCCAGUUAUUGGAAGCCGUAAUAUACAAACGUCAAUUAAAGGUGGGAAGUUGCAUUUAUCACAACUGAAGCAUGUUUAUGGAGUGCAGAACUGCUGUGAAAGAAGUAGCUCAGCCCAAGAAACACCAAGGAGUGCUCCAGCAAGUGUGCAUAAUCUCAUUCAGCUAGUCACAAGUAUCAAGAAGCACCACGGAACUCGGCGGCAUUUUCUGGUCACUGAAGCCACCAACAUACAGCUUGCCUCUUUGAAGCAGCCUUGUUGGCACCAAAGUUUUCUUUUGUUUUUCCUGACAGUACUGGAGGCUAAUUAGACUGAUUAGAGUGAAGCACACACAUUUCAACACAGAACUCUGGCUUGUUCGAACCAGCGUAACUGUUUCAGUCAUAGGCAAGAGAACAGGACAGGCAUUUCCUUUAGUAGUUCAUGUUUAUCAUGCUGCUUCAUAAAAAGGAGCGACUCCAGGCUUUCUUUCUUUAUACAUAAACCAAACUCGCAAGGCAUCUCGCAUGUAACAGCACUCACAAUUGGACAACGUACAUAUAAUACGAAUAAAGGCAAUAGCUACACACACCCAUGGUCUUGCCACAAGUAACAUCUGCAUCGGAAAAGCUUUGCAGUCCUAAACUUUUGUUUGCCUCUUAGACUUGUCAAAGCAAAUAGAAAUAAAUGCACUGACUGUAAGAAAGCUCAGAUUGCAAAAGCGUGUCUGUUCUUUGGUUGAAAACCCAGCUGAACUAUUUUUGCCGAUUUAACCGUGAGCUGCCAAAAUCCCUGGAAGCUUGAAAUGCUCAGUUACACUUAAAUUUAGUCAAGAGAAGUUCGCAUUAACUAUAAUGGAGUAAGAUAGAAGCACAGGGCACUUUUGUUGAAACGCUGCCUAGCUGUUAACAUGAAGUUCUUCACAUGACUUCAGCAGACAUGCUUGGGUGUCAGUGUGCAGCAGUCAGUGUGUCAUUUAUGACAUCAGCUUGCACGGACCAUGUCCAUUGUCCACACAACCCUGGGGCAACCCUGACACAAUCAUAGUAAUGCUGCAGUGUUCGUAGGAACACUGCGACUGUUAAUGUCUUGCUUUGGUACUGCAGUGCCACUUGCCAUAGAAGUUAGCUGAUAGCUGAUCUAGUCAAUUCGGUUGAGUCUGCACAGAGCCAGUUUAGUAAAUGUUGUACGUCAUUCUUUGCACGGAAUAAAUUUCCCAAUAGGUUAAAAAUGGCAAGACCACAGUUUAGGGGACAGAGUAUGUCUAGCGACUGUUUGUUUUGCUCAAUCAUGGGAUGCAUUUAAACCUCGUUACAACAAGUCGCAUCCUGCAUGAAAAUACCUUCGUUACAUUAAUUCUGCAUUAUUAGCAUAUGUUCGUUACACAUUGAUAUCAGUGAGGAACAUUUUAGAUUUACUUCGUUAUAUCCAUGUUCAUUGUACUGGUUGUGUAUGUACGGCACAGAUAUCGGCACACCAAGGCGUCACAAGUGUAAUGAAUGGAGGAAACACAUGAAAAGCUUGAGACAGUCACAGUGUCAGGAUAUUCUGAAAUCUGUGCAUAUAUAUACAUGCUCCUUGUGAUUGAGUAAAAUUAGUGUUUGCUAGCUGUGCGUUCUUCCCGUGUUUUGUGCACCUAUUCUGCAUUUUUGUUGUCCAAGAAGCAGUGCUUUUCAGUCAUGCAUAUUUAUUAUAACUUUGAAAGAGAUUUAAAACAUGCUGCUGCUUUUGUUUUGCUCCAAUUACGCAACACGGUAGAAAUUUUAUCUGCAAUAUUGGCACCCUUGAUUGUCUUGUUCGCUCUGAGAAAAUGAAAAAAUAAAAAAACUUUUGUAUGCAUCCUUUGCCAUCCAAAAACCAGGCUUCUGAGGUGACUGAUUUUACUGCCAACUAAGUGUUUAGACAAACCAAGCGAGCAAAGAUACCAGGUGCUUUGUUGUGUGAUGCGGACCAAAAUAUACAUUCUUGCAUUGAAAUUUGCAACAAAAAGGUAAACAACAAUGCAGUGGUAAGUGCAAAAUCUUCCUUUAGAGUUGUUAGCUCUUUUAGCUGUUAUCCCUGCUAACAAAAAUGUAUCAAUGUUUUGAAACAUUGUUAGUGUGCACAUAAUAAACACUUGCAAGUGUUUGGCAUUGCAGUGGGGUGAUCAGUGCCAGCAUAAACUGCGCAUGUGCUGCGUUCGUUGUGAGGUCGAACUGGAAAUGAGAAAAUGAAUACUGGACAUCACAGAGAAGUCGUCGUGAUUCCGUUCAGUUAGAAAAUGAAUGGACACCUUUAUGCACUGUAUAUAUUUUUAAGGUUGCAAGAGGUGAGCAUUUUGUAUAUGGUGUCAGUUUCAUUAUGGUUGUACCGAUAGACUGCAGCAGCCAGAAUAAUUUGGGCACAUGGGCUGUUUACAGGGUUGUGUGAAAUGUGGACAUGAUCCAUCACUGGUUGCUGCUGGUCAGCAAUAGCACAUUUGCAAAACACUACUAAGAACCUGUUCAGCGACACCAAAGCUGGUUUGGUCUUCUUUAGGCAUGCUUCGAGAAAGAGCACAUUAGGAUUGCUGGCUAGAAGCAAACACGUGUAUGUACACAUGUACACAAAACAUAUACGCACAGCACACGUGCGCAUUGCGGUGUGAAUGUACAGCGCAUAAAUACUUUCUGGCCAAAGAAGUUUGAGUGCGUUCUUGUUGUUCUGCCGUUUUGAGCCCUGCUGUCCAUUUUGUUAGGCCUCUGUGCAUUUGCCUGACCGUCUCCCAGAUAUUUUUCUGCACAAGUGCACAAUAAAAUGUGUACAUAAGCCUAGCCAUAUUUUUUUCUUUCUAAAGCUAAGCAUGUCUGGCCACGUGCAGUGCAUGGCUUUGGGUCUGUGCUCUAGCCCAAAUGACAUCUCAGACCAGGCCCAGAAGGGUCUAGCCAUUCUUUGAUGACUGGUGGCCAACGUCAGCCGCUACACAAACAGCCAAAAUGUAAAUGUUGGUUUCAUCUCCUCACAUACUGAGCGUUCCAAUUAAAUCUGACAUGCACUGCGCUUUGAUGAAAUGCACUGCAGUAUGAUGAAAUAAAAAAACAAAGCUUAUGAAGCACUGGAGACGCCGGAAAAGGCUGAAUUUUCUUGCACCCAACACAUGCAGCUUAGAUUAAAAAUUGUGGGUGCCUUUACACCUGUGGCUUAGAUGCAAGAAAGUGCAGUACCUUCUUAGUUCCUGUGGUCUGUGAACUGUCAUCCCAUCCUCACAAGAAAUGAAUGCAUCUUUUGGAAUGCAAAAUCAAGACUCGCUAGACCAAAGGUCUCGAUUGUGUAACCUCAUUGUUGACUAAUGCCUCAGGAACACUGUGGCAUUGUAGAAAGACAUGUUGUCCAACUUGAAAUAUUUUGGAGCAGUGUUGUCUGUUGCAAGGCAUGUCGUUUGAGCCGAUGCUGCUGUGCAGGGUGAUCUUGUAAGUGAAGCGCAAGAAGUGAUGUUUCACAGUUAUUUCUUGCACUUCCUUCAUGCUGCACUUUUGACAAGUUCUGUACACUAAUUGUGAAUAUUUUCUGGAAUGGUUACUUCACUUUACUGCUACUGAUGGCUGAGAGGAGCCAAGCAGGCUUUGUGUGACAGCGAGCCGUUUUUGUGAUGACCCCUCUGUCCUCUCUACUGAGGCCUGUGGGCUGCCUGUUGUGUACAUGGGUUCUUAUUGACAGCAUUAAACACAUUCAAGCAAACACUGAA